UCCGCUGUGGUCGCCUACGCGUUGGGGUGGAAAAUAUAAAAUGGUGCGGUUCAUAGGCAAACGCGAGCAGUUUUUUACGACACUUGGAGAGCAGUACCCCGAACUAGUGAUUGAUGAUGAGUCAUGGACCAUUAUUAAAGAAUACGAGGAGGCCUUCAGACCUUUCUACAAGGUAACCAAGCUGAUGCAAACUUUGCAUCAGCCGUUUUCGGAGUUCUACAUCCAAUGGCUAAAUGGUGUUCGUGAACUAAAACUUUUGAAAAACAAUCGGUUUGUGACACCGUUAUCAAACGGUUUGAUGAACCGGUUGAACCUCCUAAAAGACAGCCAAUUAUUCCGAGCCGCAUUGUAUUUGGAUCCUAGAUUCAAUUUCUUGGAUUCUAAAGUAUUCAGUCUUGAGGAAAAGGAAUCAACCCAGGUAAGGAUGUAAGGAUACCGUC
This is a messenger RNA of Anopheles merus, 440 nucleotides long. RefSeq lists its product as uncharacterized. The transcript has 2 exons. The coding region runs from base 41 to 430 and encodes 129 amino acids. The record is from RefSeq and is a predicted model, not a curated record. Lineage: Eukaryota; Metazoa; Arthropoda; Insecta; Diptera; Culicidae.